CGGGGCCAGCGGGCUUUUCGGCGGGAAGCGAACAUGGCGGCGGUUGCCAUGGAGGUGGCCGGGCCUGAGAAGCCUCUGCAAGAGGAGAAGCCGCGGGGAGGCGCCGCCGCCUCUUCCUCCGCGGGGAGCAGCACUUAUGAAUUGCCCUGGGUUGAAAAAUACAGACCUGUAAAGCUGUCUGAAAUUGUUGGGAAUGAAGACACCGUCAGCAGACUGGAGGUCUUUGCGAGGGAAGGAAAUGUCCCAAAUAUUAUUAUCGCAGGUCCUCCAGGAACUGGGAAAACCACCAGCAUCCUCUGUCUGGCACGUGCCCUACUGGGGCCUGCAUUGAAAGAAGCUGUCCUGGAGCUGAAUGCGUCAAAUGACAGAGGCAUUGAUGUUGUGAGGAACAAAAUCAAGAUGUUUGCUCAGCAGAAGGUGACGCUUCCAAAAGGCCGGCAUAAAAUCAUCAUAUUGGAUGAAGCUGACAGCAUGACGGAUGGAGCCCAGCAAGCCCUGAGACGGACGAUGGAAAUUUAUUCCAAAACAACUCGCUUUGCUCUUGCUUGCAAUGCUUCCGAUAAAAUCAUAGAACCCAUCCAGUCUCGCUGUGCGGUGCUCCGCUACACCAAGCUGACGGACGCUCAAAUCCUUGCCAGGCUGAUGAAAAUUGUCGAGAAGGAGAACGUGCAAUAUACAGACGAUGGGCUAGAAGCCAUUAUCUUCACGGCCCAGGGGGACAUGAGGCAGGCGCUGAACAACUUGCAGUCUACCCAUUCUGGAUUUGGCUUUGUCAACAGUGAGAACGUAUUCAAGGUGUGUGAUGAGCCCCACCCUUUGCUGGUGAAGGAGAUGAUUGGCCACUGCAUCAGCGCCAAUAUCGAUGAAGCAUACAAGAUCCUGUCACACUUGUGGAGGCUUGGCUAUUCUGCUGAAGACAUCAUCGGUAACAUCUUCAGAGUGUGUAAAACCUACCAGAUGGCCGAGUAUUUGAAGCUGGAGUUCAUCAAGGAAAUCGGCUAUACACACAUGAAGAUAGCGGAAGGAGUCAACUCGCUCUUACAGAUGGCAGGACUGCUAGCCCGGCUUUGUCAGAAGACAGCGGUUCCUACAGCGAGCUGAAGCCAUGGAUGAGAGAUGGACCUUGUGAGGAGGGGAAACUGCAAGUGAACCAACCUGUUUGUAUAAGAGGUGUGGGCAUUUGGAGUUGCACUUGGUGAUUUGGAUACAGUUGUCAAAAAUGUUUGUGUGAACACAUGUGAGUUGUAGGGAUUUUUUUUUUUAACCACUUCAGACCGAAAUAAAGUUUGAUAUAAAGCUGAA
Messenger RNA from Podarcis muralis (Common wall lizard), 1302 nucleotides. It is a transcript of the gene RFC2, whose product is annotated as replication factor C subunit 2. Gene Ontology annotation, molecular function: DNA binding; DNA clamp loader activity; ATP hydrolysis activity. NCBI's taxonomy places the organism in Eukaryota, Metazoa, Chordata, Lepidosauria, Squamata, Lacertidae. Gene Ontology annotation, biological process: DNA-templated DNA replication; DNA repair. Gene Ontology annotation, cellular component: nucleus; DNA replication factor C complex. The record is from RefSeq and is a predicted model, not a curated record.